Messenger RNA from Pogoniulus pusillus (Red-fronted tinkerbird), 4584 nucleotides. It is a transcript of the gene FGF10, whose product is annotated as fibroblast growth factor 10. NCBI's taxonomy places the organism in Eukaryota, Metazoa, Chordata, Aves, Piciformes, Lybiidae. The record is from RefSeq and is a predicted model, not a curated record. Gene Ontology annotation, molecular function: growth factor activity; type 2 fibroblast growth factor receptor binding; chemoattractant activity. Gene Ontology annotation, cellular component: cytoplasm. Gene Ontology annotation, biological process: fibroblast growth factor receptor signaling pathway; positive regulation of canonical Wnt signaling pathway; animal organ morphogenesis. Bases 939 to 1577 code for a protein of 212 amino acids. The transcript is spliced from 5 exons.
AGUUUCUUUUUAGGAGGGUGGAAGGGGAGGGAAGCCUCCCUAGAGGGGAUUGGUUCAGCCUGGAAGACAGGGAAACUAGUAAAGCAUGAGUCUCCAAGCCAUGCUGGUGGCCGCCGCUCCGAGGAGAACGCUUUAGGAGCAAUUAGCAGCGAGCCGAAGGCGGCGGCUGCCGCAGCAGCCCGGGAGGAAGCGAGGGCAGCUCCCGAGGCUCCCUCCGCAGCAGGCACCGCUCGCUCCAACUGCAAAAGGGUUUCAGAUGUCCCACCGCUGCUUGACCCCCUGCAAACAAGGGCUGACCACCAGAGGCACAUCCUACCUCUGACUUGUAAUCGCUGACAUUUAGGCUACAGCUUCCAACCUGUUUACAACCAAAAGGGGAGGAAAAGGAAGGCAAAGGGGGGAACAAGUUGAGAUUUUCCCCUCUCUCUUUCACUCUCUCUCUCUCCCUCUGGAUUUUUUUUUUUCUUAAAAUAUUGUUCUGGAGAAUUCAAAACAAAGAAACUGCCUCCUCUGGGGUCGUCAGCGAGAAAAGGACGAGUUGUGCAACUGGUUUGGGGUUUGCAAAAAGGCAAAGGGGGUUAGGGACCAGAAGAAGGUGCAAAGCCACAAAGUGUGAGUGCCUCUCUGUGUAAAGGGACCUUUCUGCAUCUAAGAUGGUGAAGAAAGGAGUGAGGAAGAGAACAAAAUAACUGCUGGGAAGUCUCAAACCAGCUCUUUUUUCUGAGGGAGGACUCGAAGGAUUAAAAGGCAGCAACUUCUGAGGCGAUUUGUCCCCUGAGUUAUGGAUGUUGGUGCACUUACUUCAGGCCAGAUCAGAGCUCAGAGGGAUCUAACCAGAAGCAGCAACCACCGGCUCUCCACUUGCCUUUUACCAGGUUUUACCCUUCCAGUAUGUUUCUUUUGAUAAGACAUUUUCCAGCGCCCAGAGUUUCAGUACAAUGUGCAAAUGGAUACUGACAAAUGGUGCCUCAGCCUUUUCCCACCUGCCUUGUUGCUGCUUGCUGCUGCUCUUCUUGGUGUCUUCUGUGCCUGUCACCUGCCAUGACCUCGGCCAGGACAUGCUGUCCCCGGAGGCCACCAACUCUUCUUCUUCAUCAUCCUCCUCCUUCCCCUCGUCCUUCUCCUCUCCUUCCAGUGCGGGGAGACACGUGCGGAGCUACAAUCACCUCCAAGGAGAUGUUCGCAAGAGGAAGCUCUACUCUUACAACAAGUAUUUUCUCAAGAUUGAGAAGAACGGCAAGGUCAGCGGCACCAAGAAGGAGAACUGCCCCUUCAGCAUACUGGAGAUAACAUCUGUAGAAAUUGGAGUUGUGGCAGUUAAGUCCAUUAAGAGCAACUAUUACUUAGCCAUGAACAAGAAAGGAAAGGUCUACGGCUCUAAGGAGUUUAACAGUGACUGCAAACUGAAGGAAAGAAUAGAAGAAAAUGGCUAUAACACAUACGCAUCCUUAAAUUGGAAGCACAAUGGGAGGCAAAUGUUUGUGGCCCUGAACGGAAGGGGAGCCACAAAGAGAGGGCAGAAAACAAGAAGGAAAAAUACUUCAGCUCACUUUCUUCCAAUGGUGGUAAUGUCAUAGACGAAUGAACUGUCUUAUUGAUUCAGUUGAACCAAAGGCUAUAAUGUCAAGAGUGUUUGGUAAUCUUCUUGAAAAGCAAAUGCAAAUAAAUAGUACAGCCAUCUGCAUGUUUGAAAAGAGAGCAGGGGAAGCCUUUGAAGGUUUUGUACUCAUUGCUGGCACGUGAAAUACUUUUAUUUAGUCGGUGUCAUAUCUUAUAAUCAAGAUACAAGCUGGAUCAAGUGGGAUGGAAGUUAUUGCCAGUGUGAACAGUUUUUUUUUUUGUUGUUGUUGUUUGUUUUUGUUUUGUUUUGUUUUGUUUUUAAUUUCUGCAACAGAACUUGAGGGACAUCAGACAAUCUGUUGAAUCUGUGCAUGGGGAUCUAUUGAAUCCCAUGAAGUUUUUUCAUGGGGAUUUCAUGGUAAAGUUAUUUAUGGAAUACGAAUUCAUAUCAAAGACCUUAAUUGCUUAUUCAAGCCUAAGGAUCCAAUGAACAGGUAGACAUGCAAGUAUUUACUGGAAGCACUUGGGUCAUAUGCACAAAUAAUGACAUUUCUGGAGAAGCCUUGUGGAUGAAUGGAUAGGAUUAAGGAAUAUAAGCAAAGCAAUGUAAAACUGUUCUAACAAAACGAAUAGUAUGGUUUGCUUGUAUGUUCUAAAUUCAUUUCUUUUUAUUUCUCUCUAAGUUAUUUAUUUAAUAGGAUGUUAAAUAUCUUUUUGAAAUGUUUUCCUGAUUUGCUUCUUUGUUAUUUCCCCCUUUUUCUGAGUGCUUCACACAGGGCCUAAUAGGUUAAAAUACCAAAACCUCAGAAGUACUCUGAGAAUAUGUAUUAGACAAGGCUUUAAAGGCAGAAUUUAAGGUGUAUUAACCAUUUUUUCCCUAAACUUGCUUGCACUUAAGCAAAAAGACCAAACAAGCCGUGCUUGGAUUUAUGGUAUUGGGUGACUUUAUGUUAGAGAUUUUUUUUUUAACCUAGCAGCACUCAAGAGCAAAUUUCAAGACAUACUUUGUUCAAAGGGUCUCUCUGCUAUUUUGAAAUUGAGAGAAGGGGGCCACAUCUGUACUUGGGUGUUAGUGCACCUGUGUGUAUAUUCAUCUGACUUUGAUUUCCUUUUGGAACUAAGAUUGCAUUGGUGUUGCAAUCAUUGUGCUGUUCUGCAGCAAGCUUUGGGCUGGAACCUAGAUGAGGACAGACCUGUGAAAGUCACUGAGGUUGCAAAUGUUUAGAACUUGACCAGCAUGCAGUUCCCAAGUGUAAGAUUUGGCCUUCAAAAGGUAAACAGAAAGGCAUCACGGCCCUGCACUCCUUCUUCAAUGGAGACACCCACUCAGCACAUUCGUCCUUGUUACCAGCUUGUUAGGAUCGCAGCCACAUAGUGGGAGCAUUACCUAUGUAAGGACUGAGGGACAAGAGAUCCAAAGUCAUGCGCAUGCUUCUAUCAGAGAUUAUUAGUCACAUGUAUGCUAUAGAUGAGAGCCAACCAACAAGCUGUGCUGGUAUCCAGCUUUAGCAUGCCUUUCAUAUUCAUCAUAGUAACUGGAGGCUCGAAGUACAAUCAUAUCCAGCACAUUCUUAUGAAGUGUCACUAGUCCCGUGGCUUAACUUGAGUGACUGCAGUAUAAUAAAGUUAAGCAUAAUAUGAAGUCUGUUCAAUUAAAGGUACGUAAGGUUUGUUUUAUGUUUUACUUUACUCUGUAAUUUUAGAGAGCUCUGGAUAGCUCACCAGUGUAACCAUAUUGAGAUUCAUUUUGUUAGAGCAGAUAAAUAGAAAACAGUACAUCAAAGAAUUUGUACCACUGUCUUCACAUUGUAUUCCACUAAAUAAAUAAGUAAAUAAGCCUUUGCAGUGUCUUUAGUAAGAAACAAAAGUAGUAUAAUAUUAUUUUGUUCUAAAUACUUUAAGGGAUAGCUACGAGAUUAUAUUGAUGCUGCAGCUUUAUCUUCAAUACUUCUUGUUGUGAAAAAGUUUGUUCUAUUUUUAUUGUUUGGAAGCUGUAUUUUGGUACAAAGGAGAGCCUUGCUUAAAUGUGUCUUUUUGAGAAUGUUUAACCUCUAUAAAGGCUGGUGGUGUUGAAAUCUUCUAUAACUUAUUUAAGUCAGUGUUUAACCAGCACUUCAAUCUUAAUCUGUUAUUUAAAUAUUAACUGUUUGAAAAAAAAAAGAAAGGGGGGGCCAAAAAAAUUAGCUUUCCCAUAAAAUACAAAAUUGUCUGGUUGUAUUUCUGGUCCUUGAAUGAAGUCAAAUGUUUUAAAACUAGAAAUCAAUUGAGAGACAAUGUAACUGAUGUUGUAUGUCACAGUACUUUACUUUACCUACAGUUCUAUUCUUGGCAAAUGAGAUUUUUCCAGAAAGAGAAAUGAGAAUUUGAAAUUUAAAAUGCAGUUUCAGGUCAACAGCAAAACUUAACUACCAUGAUAAAGCAAGUUUCUAUUGAUCAGAUUUGCAAUUGGUAGUUAAAACUGGCAAGACAUAAUGGACCACCCGCAGCGUACACACAGUGUAAGCCUGGGUGAAUGCAGUAUUGGAUGACCAUUUAAAGAACAUUUAAGGUACAAAACAAGUUAUCUUUUGACAGAAUUACUUAGAUGACUUUGUCAGGGCAGGAUUUAUGCGUGAAUAGUAUCACAGUACUCGAAACACCAUACUGCUCAGAGGCCAAGCUGGGAAAUACCACUUCUCCAAAGUGAGUCGGGAGCCAUUUGUAACAUGAAUAGUGGUUUCUGAAAAUUAACCUAAACCAAAACAAAACCUUGAAGGAGUCAAUGAUUCCUGUGCAUUUGGUAUACUGUAAUGCUCACUGUAGCGGGAGCAAACUGCAGACAUUCUAUCUAGUGUAUCAUAAAUGCUUAACCAUAGGCUCUGUUUUCUGUCACACUCAGCGUAAUGGACUCCUGAGCAAAAGGAAAAUGGGGAUUUGUAAAAGAAAAUGGAAACAAAAAAAAAAAUCAUUGAGCAACAAUGUAUAGUAUGUUAUAUUUAAAUAAAAAUAAUAAAACGUGGGGAUUAGAGAAUAAGAGUACAAUAA